AUGGCUAGAGGAUUGAAGAAACACUUGAAGAGACUGAAUGCUCCAAAACAUUGGAUGCUUGACAAACUUGGUGGAGCUUUUGCACCAAAGCCAUCAUCUGGACCCCACAAGUCAAGGGAGUGCUUGCCUUUGAUUCUCAUCCUGAGAAACAGACUAAAAUAUGCUCUAACGUACAGAGAAGUUAUUGCCAUUUUGAUGCAGCGCCAUGUUCUUGUUGAUAGCAAGGUUAGGACAAACAAGACAUAUCCUGCUGGUUUCAUGGAUGUUGUUUCUAUUCCCAAAACAAAUGAAAAUUUCCGUCUUUUGUAUGACACCAAGGGCCGUUUCCGUCUCCACUCUGUGAGAGACGAUGAAGCAAAGUUUAAGCUCUGCAAGGUUCGAUCUGUUCAAUUCGGACAGAAGGGUAUUCCCUAUCUUAACACCUAUGACGGUCGUACCAUCCGCUAUCCGGAUCCACUAAUUAAGGCCAAUGACACCAUCAAACUUGACCUUGAAAACAAUAAGAUCACUGAUUUUAUCAAGUUUGAUAUGGGGAAUGUUGUCAUGGUUACCGGAGGAAGAAAUAGAGGCCGAGUUGGUGUCAUCAAGAACAGAGAAAUGCCACCAAAAGGAGAGAAGAAGCCCGCGGAGAAGAAACCCGCAGAGGAGAAGAAGUCCACAGUAGCCGAGAAAUCUCCGACAGAGAAGAAACCAAAGGCCGGUAAGAAGCUCUCCAAGGACGGUGGUGCCGCGGCCGGGGACAAGAAGAAGAAGAGAAACAAGAAGAGUGUGGAGACAUACAAGAUCUACAUCUACAAAGUUCUGAAGCAGGUUCCCCCAGACAUUGGUAUCUCAAGCAAGGCCAUGGGAAUCAUGAACAGUUUCAUCAACGACAUCUUCGAGAAGCUUGCUGCUGAAUCUUCCAGACUUGCGAGGUACAACAAGAAGCCGACGAUAACUUCCAGGGAAAUUCAGACUGCGGUGAGGCUUGUUCUUCCUGGAGAGUUGGCUAAGCAUGCUGUGUCUGAGGGUACUAAAGCUGUGACCAAGUUCACAAGCCGUUAG
Molecule: messenger RNA, 1044 nt
Organism: Vicia faba (fava bean)
Lineage: Eukaryota; Viridiplantae; Streptophyta; Magnoliopsida; Fabales; Fabaceae
Source: the annotation of a GenBank genome assembly